Molecule: messenger RNA, 1468 nt
Organism: Xyrauchen texanus (razorback sucker)
Lineage: Eukaryota; Metazoa; Chordata; Actinopteri; Cypriniformes; Catostomidae
Product: layilin-like
Exons: 8
Coding region: 42-1178 (378 amino acids)
Molecular function (GO): hyaluronic acid binding
Source: RefSeq, a predicted model, not a curated record
GUUCUUUAAACUGUUACGUCUAGAAAAGUGGAAGUUUAAAAAUGGAUUUGAUGAAAUUAUCUGGAUGCGUGUUGAUUUUAUUCGGCGUCUCCGCGUGCGCGUCAACGCUUCUCGGUGACAUUUACGAGCCUAGAGGCCAACAGAUCUGCAAGCGUGGCACUGAAAAGCCCUGCUAUAAAAUCGCCUAUUUUCAGGAUAGCCAACGUAAACUCAACUUUGAAGAUGCCAGCCGAGCCUGCAGGAGUGAUGGUGGAGACAUUCUCAGUAUUGAGUCUAAAUCUGAGCAGAAGUUGAUAGAGACUUUUAUCUACGAAUUGAAAGCAUCGGACGGAGACUUCUGGAUAGGGCUCCGUAGGGAUCAAGGCUAUGAGGAGGUGAAUGGAAACUGCCCAUCCCAGUACUACUGGCUAGAUGGAAGCCAGGCAACCUUCAGGAAUUGGCACUUGGACGAGCCUUCUUGUGGGUAUGAGGUGUGUGUUGUGAUGUACCAUCAGCCCUCUGCUCCUCCUGGUCAGGGUGGCCCUUACAUGUUCCAGUGGAAUGAUGACAAUUGUGAAACCAAGAACAACUUUAUCUGCAAGUACACUAAAGAUAAACUUGCAGCACCAAUCCCUAAAGAAAAUGGAACAUUUGGAGAUGCUCUUCCGACACCCAAAAUACCCAGAGAGCCUUCUGCCACAGUAAAUGAUGAUGGCAUGAGGGUGAUUCUAUCUAACCCUGCAGACAAUGCUCUCAAUAUUGCCUACAUUGUACUGCCUAUCAUACCACUACUUCUGCUACUGAUUGUUGCAACUGGAGUUUUCUGCAUCAAGCUUUUCACAAAGAGGAAGAAAGAACAAUCUGAGACCUGUCCAAAGGAAACUGGAUAUUGGGCAGCAGGGGAAAGAUGCCAAAGCCCAAGCCCUGAUGUAUACAAUGUCAUCCGAAGGCAGCAUGAAUCCGACCUAGCCGUCACACGCCCUGACAUCAAGAACACCUCCUUCCUGGGUUCUUCUCCAGACACUCCACCGGGAGAUUAUGACAACCUGGCAAGCAAGGACAGUGAGAGCGGUUUUGUGACACUGGCCAGCACUGAGAGCGGCUUUGUUACCAAUGAUAUGUAUGACACGCUGCAAGGCCGUGGAAAUGGGAAAUACUACAGAGAUCAAGGAUGGAUGGAUGAAUUAUAUGACUACUGAAAUGCAAGAAGAACAUUAGUUUGAUCCUGGAUUCUCCCUUUGAGAAUAAACCAAUAGUGGCUGUUGAUGUGUUCACUAAGUGUUGGUGUAAGAUAUCCAAUAUCAUUACAGGUUCGAAACUGUGGAGCACGAAAGCUUAAAAGAACAUUCAAAUGAGGUCUGAAAAUAUGUGGACUCUGUGCAGCCUUACUUUAGGAUCUUCAAUAUGCAUUACAUGAAUGAGAGAGAACAGUUCUACAUUAUAUUUCCCAUCUACCAUCAAUUUAAUGGCUACCAGAGUUUCAAUGGAA